CUGCGGUACUCCGGCUGAGUGAUUAUUUUUCCAAGAGAAAUCAAGCAAUUCUCGCCUUUUUGGCCUUUUACGAAUAUCUAAUUAAGGUCAAGCAAUGAAAUACUUGGUAAUAAUCUUUUUAACUGUAUUCAUCGUUCCUCGCACAAUUUCAGGUUUGAAAGAAGAUGAGAAGGUUGGAGAGGAUCAGCAGAAUGAUCAGAUGGCGGAGAAAGUAUCGGAGAUAAACCCUGAUGAGUUCCUGGAAAUCCUUGACCUAGAACCUGGGCUCAGGGUGUAUCCCAGGGUUCUGAAGGGAAGUGUAAGUGAAGAAAUGAAUUUCACAAUAUUGUCCAACUAUUCGAGAUAUAGACAGGUAUGCUGGGAAUCGAAUGGUCCGUAUGUUCUGAGUGAAAUGAAAUGUUUAAAUCUAGAAUUAGAUGUUAACAAUAUUACUGUACAUCUAUCCUCAGAUCUAUUAGGAAUUUAUUAUAUCAGGUUUUAUACUGAGGAGAGAGGAGUCAAGGUUUACCUGGAUUCUCCAGAUAUAGAACUGGUUGUUAAACGUCAAAGUGAGAAGAUGAAUACUCUGGUGACCUUGUUGUUUACUGUAGUCCUAGGUUUAGCUUUAACUCUCAUGGGUCUAGAUAUAGAUAUUCAAAUAGUUCUACAAACUCUAAAGAGACCUAUUGGUCCAGCAGUUGGGAUGCUUAGCCAGUUUCUUGUUAUGCCUAUUGGUUCUUAUCUCAUAGGAUGGGCCCUGCUGAGUACUAACUAUGAGAGGCUAGGACUGCUGCUUCUUGGCUGCUCACCAGGAGGAGCAGCUUCUAACUUUUGGGCCGCCAUGUUUGGAGGGGAUGUUAAUCUGUCAGUUACCAUGACGUUCCUAUCCUCUGUAGCCAGUUUUGCUUUUACCUCUCUCUGGAUCUAUGUUCUUGGAACACCAUUAGUCAGCAAAACAAUUCCUAUUCCAUAUCUUAGAUUGGUCAUAUCAUUGGUUUCUUUUACAUUUCCCAUUCUCAUAGGUGUUGCUUUUAAGCACUACUUCCCUCGGGCUGGUAAGAUGUUGAAGGAGAAGAUAUCUCGACCUUUCUUCUUUACCUGCUUGUUAAUACUUCCUGCAGUUGGAACAUGGAACAAUUUAUUCUUCUUCUACCUUGCUACUUGGCAACAUCUGAUAUCUGGAACCCUACUGGGAUUGGUAGGAUAUGCUUUUGGGGCUGGUUUAGCAUUCUUGUUCAAGAUGGAUAAACCUCAAAUAAUAGCAAUUUCCCUUGAAACUGCAAUACAGAACGGAGGGAUAGCGUUCAUUGUUCUUAGUCUAACAUUCCCUUCUCCGUACAGUGACAUGGGGAUAAUGCCGAUACUUGGUUUCUUCUUCUGCUCAACAGGUCCCAUCAUGUUUGUUGUAUACCUGUUUUACAUGAUCUUCCAGAAAAUUAUGAAGAAGAGAAAGUUUUCACAGGUUGCGGUAGAGGAAGAGAAAGAGCUAGAAAGAUUAUAGAUGAUAUUUUACAUUUACAUCAUACAAUAUACCAAGCAUAAAUUUGUAGAAUAGAAAGACGACAUUUAAGCAGUCAAUUAGUUGUAUUUUAAGAAAUUAUUGAUGAGUGAUAUCAUGUGGAUAUCACAUUUGAAUUUGUGAUGGAUAGUAUUAUUAUUUCUGCAUAUAUAAACGUUGCACCAACCCUGUAUUACGUAUGUAUACUGCAAAAAAUAUUCCGUCUUUGUUUACAAACAAUGAAAUUACUCCUACGUACACUUUAUUAAUGGGUUACCCAGGGUUAUCCGUUUUACACUCAACAGUUAUUCUCUUAAAUUUUAUCAGUAUUUGACGUAUAUAUGUAUCUACAAUACUACAUUGUUAACAAACACUGCUUUUGUGUUCAUUAAAAAAUCCCACUUGGGUCAAAGAAGAUAAAAAACUGCCAUAUUUAAUUUUUGGUUAAUGUUUUUUUUGUGACAUGGGUACAUGGAUAUCACCUCCUUUAAGCCCAAAAUAUUAUAAAAGCACCAAAUCCAUGAAAUCUAAUUUCAGGUUUAUUAAAUUAAUAUAUUUAUUUUUGGUGA
Molecule: messenger RNA, 2046 nt
Organism: Eurytemora carolleeae
Lineage: Eukaryota; Metazoa; Arthropoda; Copepoda; Calanoida; Temoridae
Product: sodium/bile acid cotransporter
Exons: 19
Coding region: 95-1480 (461 amino acids)
Cellular component (GO): membrane
Source: RefSeq, a predicted model, not a curated record